Passer montanus (Eurasian tree sparrow) is the source of this 2891-nucleotide messenger RNA. RefSeq names its product E3 ubiquitin/ISG15 ligase TRIM25-like. Gene Ontology annotation, molecular function: zinc ion binding. The coding region runs from base 694 to 1893 and encodes 399 amino acids. The record is from RefSeq and is a predicted model, not a curated record. Lineage: Eukaryota; Metazoa; Chordata; Aves; Passeriformes; Passeridae. The transcript is spliced from 6 exons.
GGGAAGUGUGGACCAAGGCUCAGACUGGAAGUGAUAAGGAGAAGGAGCCAAAGCCACAGCCAAGAAACACACAUGCUCUAAACAGGGAACCCAAGGAGGGGCCAUGCAAAAUAGUGCCUGGAAUGUAUAAACCAGUUUAUGGGAAAAUAUGGAUAUGCAUAAGGGUCUAUGAGUAUGCAACAAGCUGAUGUAAUGGCAAAGGUAUUGAAGGGUUCUCCCCGAAGGUGAAGGUGUGCUCCUCGCUGAGUGCCAAGACACACCCGAUCGUAAUCUUUGCUUUACUGCCUCAGCCUCCUACUGUCCGUUGUUAAACUUUUUACAUUUUCUAAGGAGAGUGAACGUGUUCACACUGUGAUCUGACCAAGACAUUGAUACCGGCAUUGCUCAGGCUCACACUCCUUACGGCUGCACGCAGCACAAAGCCCCGGCCGGCGAACCGAAAGGAAUUCCCAACAUUUCAAUAAACACGGCUUGUUACAACUUUUUUUGUCAAUACCGACUCAGGCACAGGCCCUGGCCACGCGGCCCCGGGAGGAAGGAAGCUGGAAAGAAGACACGGCACACCCUCCCUUGCAGGGGGGAGGAGGCAGCAGCCUUGAGCCCGCGGGGUGAACUUCGCUCCCUGUGGCCGCUCGCGUUCGGUUUCGUUUCCCGGCAGAGCCCUCCCUCUCGGCCCUGCCCCGAGCUGCCGCCAUGGCCCAGGCGAAGGCUAUGGCCGGGCUGAAGGAGGAGCUGACGUGUCCCAUCUGCCUGGACAUCUUCAGGGACCCCACGAUCGUGGACUGCAGCCACAGCUUCUGCAAGGAGUGCGUCAAGCAGGCGCUGCGGGGCCAGCAGAGCCCUGCCCGCUGCCCGCUCUGCCACUCGCCCGUGGGCGAGCUGCGGCCCAACUUCCACCUCCGCAACAUCGUGCAGAGGGUCCUGGACGCUCCCGCGCACCACGAGCAGGAGAAGCAGGACGGGCAAGGCGAGGGCAAGGCGGAAAGCUCGGGCCAGGCAGCGGAGGUGGUGCCGUGCGAUUUCUGCCUCCAGGAGCCGCAGCCCGCGGUGAAGACGUGCCUGAGCUGCGAAGCCUCGCUGUGCCAAGGGCACCUGAGCAGGCACAACAGUAAGGACGGGCAGAAGAGCCAUGUGCUGGUGGAGCCCUGCGACGGCCGGCUGCUGGCCGAGAGGAGAUGCGCCCAGCACGGCAAACUGCUGGAGUGCUUCUGCCAGAACGACUCGGCCUGCAUCUGCGUCCUGUGCUCCGUCAUCUCCCACAAGAACCACAGCAUCAUCAGCUUGGAGGAGGCUUUCAGCGAGGCGCAGGUAUCUUUCCCUGGAAUACUGGAAUCAGUGAAAAACCAUGAAGCUGCCGUGGACAAAGCCAUAGCAAAUCUGCUGGAACAAAAAGAGAGACUAAAGACUGAUGAGAGCCAGAGGAGGGAACAGCUGGAAAGCCUGUUCAAUGACAUCUAUAAGGAGCUGGAGAAGAAAAAAGGAGAGGUCCUGGAAGUUCUCAGUGACUACGAGGGGAAACAACUUUCUGAGAUUCAGAGAGAGAUUAAUAAUCACAAGAGGUUGAAGGAUUCAGCCAGCCAGGAUGUUCGGAGGCUGGAGGCUCUGGGAAAUCAGAAGGACACACUGCUUUUCACCAAGGCUUUUUCGGCGAUCAGAGGCAGGAAAUGCCAGCCCCUUCCUAAAAGGAAAGGUCUGCCAAGGCCACCCAUUACUUUGGAAAAACCAAAAACAGAUAAUAUUAUGAGGCUUUUCCAGAAAUUCAUCUCAGACAUGGAGGUCUCCUUUAGGCAGCCUUGGGUACAGGUAGCACCUAAAGGUCCCUUCUCAUUUGGUGGUGGUACAACAUACCAUGGAUCCACAUACGGACCUACCUUUAGUUUUCCUUACAACUAGCCUAAUGAAAUAUAAAUUCAUUGGCAACCAUAAUGCUAACAGUCAUAGAAAAGAGAGAAGAGAGAGAGAAAGCCCAACCAAAACUAUCAAUGCACAGCACAAUUGCUCCCCCAUCACCUGCUUUCUGAUGUGCAACCACUGUUCCUGAGCAGCAAUUGGCUCUUUGUGGCCAUCUCCCCCCAGUUCAUACACUGGGCAUGGUGUUCUGUGGUGUGGAAUAUCCCUUUGGCCAGUUUGGGUCACCAGCCCCAGCUAUGCUUUUUGUGCACCUCCUUGCUGGCAGAGCAUGAGGCACAGAAAGCUCCUUGGCUCACGUGUACACUGCCCAGCCACAGGCAAACCAUCGUUGUGUUACCAACAUUGUUCCCUGCUGAACUGCACCAGCUGCUGAGAAGAUAAUGAAUUCUCAGGAAUGAAGUUCUCAUGAUUAGAAUGAAUCCCAGCCCAAACUGGGACAGGACUCCAAUACACACAGUGCCAUCCCAGAGCUGCUGGGAGGAGGAUACCAGCAAUGAGAGCUGCUGGAAGCUUGGAAUUGUUUGUGCCUGGUUUGAAUGCUCCUCUCUGCUCCUUGGGUCGAAGAUAUCAACGGUAGAAGAAACACUUUUUUCAUGAUGUGUCUGUCAAGGCUGGACAUCCUGCUAAGAACUUCAGGUUUAUAGAGACUGGAACCAUCCCUUUCAAGUAUCCCAUCCAUGCUGCUAUCAGUGUGUUGAAGCUCCUGUAGUAAUGUGGGGACACGGUGCUGUUUUGUAUUUCCAUGCCUAGAAAUUGUGAGCCUUGCACGGAAGCUGUGCUAAGCUGGCAUGUCAUAAACUCGAUUGUGGGCUGCUGUGAGGGGGUAUAUCACAGCACCCUGCCUCUUCCUGCAAGAGCUCCUGUCUUAUUUGUUCUGUUCAUCAUAAUGGAAAUACCAUUAAGUUGCUCGUUUUUUGCUCAGCUGUUUCAAAUACUGUGUUGGGUUCAUGUUAAUAAAGUCAUAUUACCAGCUUGUUAAA